Molecule: messenger RNA, 3524 nt
Organism: Cyprinodon variegatus (sheepshead minnow)
Lineage: Eukaryota; Metazoa; Chordata; Actinopteri; Cyprinodontiformes; Cyprinodontidae
Gene: hcn2b
Product: hyperpolarization activated cyclic nucleotide gated potassium channel 2
Exons: 8
Coding region: 1-3066 (1021 amino acids)
Biological process (GO): potassium ion transport; transmembrane transport
Cellular component (GO): membrane
Molecular function (GO): voltage-gated potassium channel activity
Source: RefSeq, a predicted model, not a curated record
AUGAAGAGAUUCACACUUGGAGGCGGGGCCGCGCGCAAAAACUCCAACAACAACAACGAGCUGUGGCUCCUGCAGGACGAGGACUCCUAUAAAGAACCUCUGGGCGCAGCUGACAGCGCCGCCUCUGCUUUGUUAUGUCCGGGGGAAGCUACUGGCAGCCGGGGUGGCUCAGUGUCAGACCACAGGAGGGACACAGUCUCAGAGGCAUCAGGCGCGGGGCCCAUCGGAAUGAUAUGCAACAAGAACGGAGACUGUAGAAGGGACCCAACCAGUUCAGGGAGUCUGUCUUCUCUCAUCUCCAGACAAGAAAGGCAAACAGAUGGAGACGUAGGGAGUCAAGAGGAAAAGGGGCAGGCUGGGAGGAUGGACGCCUCUGGUACCUCAGCGGGGUCCCUGACUCAGGGCCCCACCGGGACUGAGGUCAAGACCACCGCACCGAUGGAGAAGAAGGACUCAAGAGUUUCUUUUUCCAGCGCUCCGACUGGCAAAGGUCAAACCCCGAGUGCGCAUUCAAGAAACUCUGUCACUUUCACUAAAGCGGAGGACAGUUCUCAGAUAGUUCCGGACGAUGGGGACUCCAGGGGGAACCAGACCUACAUGCAGCGGCAGUUCAGCUCCAUGCUCCAGCCUGGAGUUAAUAAAUUCUCCUUGCGCAUGUUUGGGAGCCAGAAGGCGGUGGAGAAGGAGCAGGAGCGCGUAAAAUCUGCGGGUAACUGGAUUAUCCACCCAUACAGCGACUUCAGGUUCUACUGGGACUUCACCAUGUUGAUGUUCAUGGUUGGCAACCUGAUCAUCAUCCCAGUAGGCAUCACAUUCUUCAAAGAUGAGACAACAACACCCUGGAUCAUCUUUAACGUGGUCUCAGAUACCUUCUUUCUUAUGGACCUGGUGCUCAACUUCCGGACAGGGAUUGUCUUUGAAGACAACACUGAGAUCAUCUUGGAUCCCAAGAAGAUCAAGCAAAAAUACCUGAAGAGCUGGUUUAUCGUGGACUUUGUUUCCUCCAUACCUGUGGAUUAUAUCUUCCUCAUUGUGGAGAAGGGGAUCGACUCAGAGGUAUACAAAACGGCCCGGGCACUUCGCAUCGUCCGGUUCACAAAGAUCCUGAGUUUGCUGCGCCUCCUCAGGCUGUCAAGGCUCAUCCGUUACAUCCACCAGUGGGAGGAGAUCUUCCACAUGACCUACGACCUGGCCAGUGCUGUGAUGCGAAUAAUCAACCUGAUCGCGAUGAUGCUGCUGCUGUGCCACUGGGACGGCUGUCUGCAGUUCCUUGUUCCCAUGCUGCAGGACUUUCCAUCUGACUGCUGGGUCUCACUUAACAAGAUGGUGAAUGAUUCAUGGAGCGAGCUCUAUUCCUUUGCCCUCUUCAAGGCCAUGAGCCACAUGCUGUGCAUUGGAUACGGAAGACAAGCCCCAGAGAGCAUGUCGGACAUCUGGCUGACCAUGCUCAGUAUGAUCGUGGGAGCAACAUGCUACGCCAUGUUCAUUGGCCAUGCGACCGCACUCAUCCAGUCUCUGGAUUCUUCAAGGCGGCAAUACCAGGAAAAGUACAAGCAAGUGGAGCAGUACAUGUCAUUCCACAAACUGCCGGCUGACUUCCGACAGAAAAUCCAUGACUAUUAUGAGCACAGAUACCAAGGCAAGAUGUUUGAUGAGGAGAGCAUCCUGGAGGAGCUUAAUGAGCCACUGAGAGAGGAAAUUGUUAACUUCAAUUGCCGUAAACUGGUGGCGUCAAUGCCGCUGUUCGCCAACGCCGAUCCAAACUUUGUGACAGCCAUGUUGACCAAACUGAGAUUUGAAGUCUUCCAACCUGGAGACUACAUCAUCAGAGAAGGCACCAUUGGCAAGAAGAUGUACUUCAUUCAGCACGGUGUGGUGAGCGUUCUGACUAAAGGAAGCAUCGGCAUGAAGCUGAUGGACGGCUCCUACUUUGGUGAGAUCUGCCUGCUGACCCGAGGCAGAAGGACAGCCAGUGUGCGAGCAGACACCUACUGCCGCCUGUACUCUCUCUCGGUGGAUAACUUCAAUGAAGUGCUAGAAGAGUAUCCCAUGAUGAGAAGGGCCUUUGAGACGGUUGCAAUUGACAGACUGGACAGGAUAGGCAAGAAGAACUCAAUCCUGAUGCACAAAGUCCAGCAUGAUCUCAAUUCUGGUGUUUUCAACAACCAUGAAAAUGAGAUGAUUCAGGAAAUAGUCAAAUAUGAUCGGGAGAUGGUUCAGCAAGUGGAUGUACCCCGGCCACGAGCUAUGUCAAUGACACCUCCACUUCCUGGUGGGAUUUUUUCUCCUCCAGCUUCUUCCACUCAGCCUCGAGACUCAGCAAUUGCAACUCUACAACAAGCUGUGGCGAUGAACUUUUGUAACCCCAUGCAAGGAAACUCGCUGGGAGCAGGGACCUUGCAGUCUCCUAGGAUGGUGAGAAGAUUUCAGGUGAUGCAAAGUGUUUCCAGCCCAGUCUCUGCUUCUCCGCUACAGUCACAGCUCCUAGCCUCCGGUGCCUUUGCUCCAGUCUUGGCCAGUCCCCCAAUUCAGAGCCCAUUAGCUACAGGAGGACGAUCAUUCCAGUAUGGAUCCAGUGCACUGGCUGGUCCUAACUCAGGCUCCCAGCUGUCUCUGGUUCAACAGCAUAUAGCCAGUCCUGCACACAGGCCCAGCAUGCAUAAGAGCACCCAUUCUUUGCACCUGGGGAGUCUGAGCCAAGAUGUCAGGGCCCUAUCCGCCUCACAGCCCUCAUUGCCCCAUGAAGGGGUGCAACCAACUGUCUCCAGUCCACCCCAAUCAGCACAAGUUUCUUCCACUUCUAUUGGACCCCCUCAAACCCUGUCAGGCCCUACAAGCAUUCUGAGUGCAGUACCUCAUAGGGUGGUACUCCCCCAUCAAAUGUCAGCCGGGGCCUUUCCUGUAGCAUCUUUGCCUGGUUCUCUGCAUGGUUUUGCAACAGGGAUGGCAGUAGGUAGCAUUGGAACAGGUCAGGCGGACACAGGUCCCCCUAAAAAGGACUCAAUAGUAAGCCUUCCAGAGACAGACCACGCCAAGGUGAGAUCUAGGCUAUCCUCAAACUUGUGAUUUUAAUUAAACUGUUCUGGGAGACUGACUGAUUGAGGAGACUAAUCACAGGAACAUCUUCCUCUUCUUUUUUCCAAGUCUGACUAUUUGAAUGUAUGGAUGUUGAGUGAGCUGGGAGCAUCUAAGACAUUUAAAUCUAGUGACAUUUGAUUCUGCCACACAGAGAUGUUUCUACUCACAGCUGUAGUUGCACAGACAAGUAGAGAUAAAGUAGAGUUUUUCUCAACAUAGUCAACAAUAUAUUCUUCAGUGUCUCAUUCACUUCAUAUAAAGGAAAUCCGGGGUUGAGUCUUUGAAAGAAAAUUUUCAGGUACAUAGGCCUACUUCAGAUAUCAGAAGGUUAAACUUCAUUGGUAAUUAUUUACUGUACCAUAAAAAUCCACCAGAACUCCUUUUAAACUUAUUAGCUUUGGUAUUGGAGAAAAAACUGUUGUUUUAUUGUCCCCUUUAAAUUGUAU